Molecule: messenger RNA, 4951 nt
Organism: Acipenser ruthenus (sterlet)
Lineage: Eukaryota; Metazoa; Chordata; Actinopteri; Acipenseriformes; Acipenseridae
Product: tyrosine-protein phosphatase non-receptor type 22-like
Exons: 28
Coding region: 202-3012 (936 amino acids)
Biological process (GO): peptidyl-tyrosine dephosphorylation
Cellular component (GO): cytoplasm; nucleus
Molecular function (GO): non-membrane spanning protein tyrosine phosphatase activity
Source: RefSeq, a predicted model, not a curated record
GGCUCUAGGACCCUGUUCUCGUUGAUAUUUUUAAUCUGACCACAGAACCUGUUAGCAAUGUUUCCUCUUAGGCUCGCAAGAAGCUAAAAACCACAAGCUUUUACAGACACCAUGUCAGAGCUGUGCUUCAGAGGGGUCUUUUACUCAUGACAUGUCCAGCAUUGGCUCGAAGGCACUGCUAGCGGAUAUAGGUCUUCUAACAUGGACCAAAAAGAGGUUCUGAGCAGAUUCCUGGAAGUGGUGCGAAGCAAAGAGGCCGACUCUAGCGAGGUCUUUGCUAAUGAGUUCACAAGACUAAAAAGACAGUCGACCAAAUACAAAACUGAAAACCCCUCAAAAGAAGCAGAGAAACAGGAAAAUGGCAAGAAAAACAGAUACAAAGAUAUAGUGCCAUUUGAUCACAGCAGAGUGAAGCUGUCGUUGAUAACAUCGGACACAGAUUCUGACUUCAUCAAUGCCAAUUUUAUCAAGGGAGCAUACGGGCAAAAGGCAUACAUUGCCACUCAGGGGCCCCUGCCGAACACUGUCUUAGAUUUCUGGAGGAUGAUCUGGGAAUACAAUGUGCAAGUUAUUGUAAUGGCCUGCAGGGAGUUUGAAAUGGGAAGGAAAAAAUGUGAGCGUUACUGGGCAGCCCCGGAAGAGGAGACGUUUAAGUGUGGCAUUUUCUCCAUUUCAUGCGAAUCUGAGGAAAAUAAAGGCGAUUAUGUUGUUAGGAUACUUAAAGCAACCUUAUUUAAUGAAUGUCGUGCAAUUUAUCAACUCCACUAUGUUAACUGGCCAGACCAUGGAGUCCCCAGCUCCAUAGACCCAAUGCUGGAGAUGAUCUGGGAAAUGCGUUCCUAUCAGGAACACGAUGACGUCCCACUCUGUAUCCACUGCAGUGCUGGCUGCGGCAGGACCGGAGCGAUAUGUGCCAUUGACUACACCUGGAAGCUGCUAAACAACGGGAUUAUCCCCGAGAACUUCAGUGUCUUCGAUUUGGUUCAGGAAAUGAGAACACAAAGGCCGUCCCUUGUCCAAACCAAGGAGCAGUACGAACUUGUUUACACUUCAGUAAAGCACUUGUUCCAGAAACAUUUAGAGAACAUGGGCAGAGAUUGCAAAUUGCACGUGACUGAGAGUCUAUCUACACCUUUGGAUAUCUCAUCUGAAAGUGAGACAACAGCAAGCCAAGAAUCUAAUAUUGUGGAACCAGUGCAAGUUUACAGAUAUUCAGAUGAGGAAAGGCCAGAGAAAACUCUUAAUCAUUGUUUUGAUCUUGCACAAGAAAUUGCACCAUUGACUUCCUCUGCAAACCAGGCCAACACUCAGCCACAGAGCACCCGGCACAGCUUCAGCCCCGUGAGGCACACAGACUCUUACGACCCUGAUGCAGAUAUAAGGUGCAGCAGCGCAGGCUUGUCUGAAAUUAGAAGAAGGCAGCACCUUUCUAUGUUUAUCCACAACAAUAGCUGGGGGAUAGAUCAGGAGAAUGUCCUCAGCUUAGACUCAGACAGGACAGAGGACAGUUACCUGUCUUCAGGAUUAACAAACCCUAGAGAUGGGCCUGGUGGUAAGAUACCAGUAUGCAGGGUGAAAUCAAAUCCUUUUACUCAGGGCUAUCCAGGGGAGGAAUGUGGCCAGGGAAUGAUGGGAGCCUUGUUGGACCUUCGCCAGGAACACACAUCACGUUCCUUGAAUAACCUGGACCAGUACAGAGGGGUGCUGGACGGGCUGGAGGAUCUCAGCUUCACUCGCCCUUACUGGGAACUAGCUCCAGCAAACAAAGAGCACUGGAGUGAACCUGCGGAUCCCUCUCCCUUUCAUCCUGCUUCUCAGGACCAUGCUGGCUUCUGUUAUACUGUGGAGGAUCCUUACUUCUCUGCAGAUAUUAUUGAUUCCCUUGAUGGAUCUCAGGAUGUCCUCGGGGGGUCUAGUGGAAACGCUAGUGAAUGGGGGGAGAGAGCCCUUGACCACUGGACCAAGAUCCCUAGUUACAACACCUCUUCAUCUCGAGGUCUUCUUAAAUGGACGUCUUAUACACAAACAAGACAUGAAUACCCUGACUCAGAUUCCUUUUUAGCCGCUUCAGAUAACCACGCUGGUGAAGAAACUCCACCACCCCUGCCAGAGCGAACUCCAGAGUCCUUUGUGUUGCCCAGCCAGUGUGAGCCUGCCUCUGCUGCCCAGCUUCCUGUUCCUAUACGCACAGAGGAGUUUAUUGAGGUUCCCAGGGACAAUGACUCUCACACUCCUCCACUCCCUGAAAGAACUCUGAAGUCAUUUGUGCUCACCAGCAAAGAGAAGUCUCCGCCUCCAUCCACUCCCCCUCUACCUGAAAGAACACCAGAGUCGUUUGUGCUGGCCAGUUCUCUGAGCCCAGCCCCCCAGCCCCAGCCUUCCACAGACACGUUAAGAGUGGGAAUGUCUUCGGAAUGGUACGGGAAUCCUCAACCAAAGACCUUUUUAGAACCAGAGAAAUCAAUGACCAGAAGCAAGAGUUUAAAAUUUAGAACUUCAAACCUGGGUUCUCUGAGCCCAGCCCUCCAGCCCCAGCCUUCCACAGACACAUUAAGAGUGGGAAUGUCUUCGGAAUGGUGCGGGAAUCCUCAACCAAAGACCUUUUUAGAACCAGAGAAAUCAAUGAGCAGAAGCAAGAGUUUAAAAAUGAAAUGUUCAAAACUGGUGCCCCUUUCUGUUGCCCCUGUACCUACCCCUCUCAGCACAGCAUCUGAAUGGGUUCUCAGAGGGAAUGGUGAACAACUACCUGGAGCUAACAGACCCCCCGACUCAGCCAUGGUGCCAGUCCAGCCAGAUGAGAAGUCUGGUUCAAAACUGUCACUGUCUGGCUUCGCAAGGUCUAAGAGCAUGAAGUUUCUAAAAAAUGUGAAAAAGACAAAGAAUGCAACUUCAGCAGCAAAUGCAGUCGAAUCUGCUCCCUCAAACCACACAAGCUCCAGGUUUAGCUUGGGGUUUGGCAGUCGUUUUUCCAAGCCUAAAGGACCAAGGAAUCUCCCUGCAGGCUGGGUCUGAAGACCUUGUGAUAGUUGGGUCGCUGUAACAGAGGAUCUCUAAGCCCUUCUAUUUCUACAGCACACUGUAAUAUCCUCCUGUCCCUGCUCCAGGGUGUCCUGUAACAGAGGAUCUCUAAGCCCUUCUAUUUCUACAGCACACUGUAAUAUCCUCCUGUCUCCUGCUCCAGGGUGUCCUGUAACAGAGGAUCUCUAAGCCCUUCUAUUUCUACAGCACACUGUAAUAUCCUCAUGUCCCUGCUCCAGGGUGGGUUGCUGUAACAGAGGUGGAAUCACUGGAAGAGACCAUGGUGUGUGUGCCAUCUGAGAAAACACAAGACUUGCUUCACAUUAUCUUGGAAGUCCGCUGAUGGAAUUUAAAAAGUGACAGCCAUUACUGAACACACAUUUGCUCACAGGAAUACAGUAUUUAGUUUAAUGAGGACUGUUUUGUAAGGUUGUCAUAUCUAGAUUUUAUUCUUCAACACACUCUGUGGCCAGUGUUCAAAUGGCAUGUUUUUAUCUGCUCCAUAAAUCCAGGGAUCCACCCAUGAGAGAGUGUUUCCAUUACAGAGGAACUGCACUGCAGAAUCUAGACUAGAACAAUCCCCUUCAGAAUGUACCUGUUUUCAUUAGGACACCCACAUCCACUAUACAGUUGUAGUCAAAAGUUGACAUACCCCAAUGGAAAUGUAUAGUUUCUAGAAAUUUCUCAAACAAAUAAUUAUAGGAAAAAUCUUUUGUAGCAAAGGUUUUGCUUUUGUGGAUGAGGAAAAAAAGUUACAAGAAAUGGUCUACAAUUAUUUAUUCCAGCAAUUUUUUGCAAAACUCCAAAAAUACUAAUUCAAAAGUAUUCAUACCCUGACAACGAUAAUUAAAUUAAUAGCUAGUUGAGGCACCUUUAGCAAUAAUAACCUCUUUUAAAUGAUUAGGAUAUUUGUCAAUGAGCUUUUGGCAUGAUUCUUUAGUGAUUUUUGACCAUUCUUCAACACUAAUGCUGUAUCAUCCAUGGAUUAAUCACCUUAUGCAUGCAGCAGUGUGGAGUAGUGGUUAGGGCUCUGGACUCUGGACUCUGGACCGGAGGGUCAUGGGUUCAAUCCCAGGUGGGGGACACUGCUGCUGUACCCUUGAGUAAACCCAAGUGUAUAAAUGGGUAAUUGUAUGUACAAAUAAUGUGAUAUCUUGAAACAAUUGUAAAUCGCUCUGGAUAAGGGCGUCUGCUAAGAAACAAAUAAUAAUAAUGCAAGUGGCACAGCAUCCAGAUGAAGCAAAAGCCUUGUAAUCUGUACCAGCUGGGAUUCACACAGGAUAAUUUUAGUCCACUAGGGUAUAGGCAUCUCAGUUAUUUAAAUGGUAACUUAAUGCAACAUUCCGUGUUGAAAUGAAACGGUGCAAACUGUUUCUUUCUAUCUAUCCUUUCCAAACUAAAACAAUCCUGAAGUGCACAUAUGAAUGUUUGUGUGCUGCAGUAAAUGUGCAAUGACCCUAUCCAGCCAGCAGGUGCCCUGCAUUGACACACAUGUAUCUUAUUUAACUGUACUAAAAAGCCAUUUACAAACAUUGCUUUUUAUUUUGUGCUGCAAUGCUUUUGAACUUUAACAGUGUGAUAUUACUUCCUCUAAAUGGAUCAACCUGGCUCAAUGGAACUACAACUUGAGAGUACUGGCAUCCAAAUGAGGGUAAACUCAUUGCAUCUUAGAUUUGUAAUGUGUUUAAGUUUAUUAUUAUUUCAGCCUUUCCUGAUUUCCAAAGCAAUGUAAGGAAUGAAUGUACCUGUUUAUUAUUAUUUCAGCCUCUUCUAAUUUCCAAAGCACUGAGUUCAGUGUAAGGAAUGGACCUGUGUUGUAUGUGUUGUUACAUGUGCAUUCCACUGCCAUCAAGGACUAUCACAUUGUAAUUGCUUGUUUAAAUGGUAUUUUUGUAAACUUUUGUCCAAAGAAUUAAACCAGCGCUUUGGGUCA